Brachypodium distachyon (stiff brome) is the source of this 2083-nucleotide messenger RNA. Its product is annotated as peroxisomal membrane protein 11-3. The coding region runs from base 116 to 832 and encodes 238 amino acids. Gene Ontology annotation, biological process: regulation of peroxisome size; peroxisome fission. The transcript is spliced from 3 exons. The record is from RefSeq and is a predicted model, not a curated record. Gene Ontology annotation, cellular component: peroxisomal membrane. Lineage: Eukaryota; Viridiplantae; Streptophyta; Magnoliopsida; Poales; Poaceae.
AUCCCAAUAGGAGUACCUGACACGGCCCGAAUCAUACACGCAACCACCGGCCGACUCGCAACGCCCGAACGGCGCCGUUGCUCCGCCGCCUCCUCCCCCAACAACUCGCCGAGCCAUGGCUUCCGAGGCUCGCAAGUCCACCGCCGCCGCGCGCCCGCCUCCCCGCGACUUCCUCGUCCACCUCGAGGCCUACCUCGCCCGCCGCGACGGCGUCGACAAGCUCCUCAAGAUCUCCCGCUACGCCGCGCGCCUCGCCCUCGCCGCGGGGCCGCUGCCCCACGCCGCCUCCGCGCGCCUGAAGUCCUUCGAGUCCAGCGUAGGCCUCAGCCGCAAGGCCUUCCGCCUCGGCAAAUUCGUCCAGGACGUCAACGCCCUCCGCGCGCACCCCAACCUCCUCCCUCCGCCCGUCGUGCUGCUGCUCGCCUACGGCGGCGAGGGCGUCUACUACUUCCUCGAGCAGUUCGUCUGGCUCGCCAAGGCCGGCCUCCUGCCCGCGCACCUCCUCCCCCGCCUCCAGCGCCUCAGCGCCUGGGCCGAGCUGCUGGGCUACGUCGGCUCCAUCACGAUUAAGCUGGAGGAGGUGUCCAAGAUGGAGUCCUCAAUCAGGAUGCGGCUGACGGAUGGCUGCGGGGAGGAGAACGACGCGGUGAGGGCGAUGCGAGCGAAGCUGCUGCUGAAGCGACUGUCCGUUGUGCAGGACGUGGCGGACGCCUUCAUGGCGCUAGGGGACGUGACCGACGGGAAAGGGUUGCUCGGUAGCUCUACGCUGACGGCAUCCGCCGGAUUGCUGUCGGCGCUGAUCAGCGCGCACAAGAACUGGAAUUCUUGCUGAAGCUUCAAGCACAAGGUAUGGGUGACGUAGGGAGUAUGGAACUGUAAGCGCCUCCAGCUAAGAGCCUAAGACAACUGGUAUCCUAGAUGUUUGCACUUCAACACUUACAGGUGGGCAUGCCCGUAUGUGGUAAGUUUUGACGGUUUCAGUAAGGUCUUCUCAUAAUCUUUACUUCUGUUCAUUUCUACCAGCUGCACCUUCAAUGUUUUAAUGUCACAUCCAACCAGAUUUUUAGUUUAUUAUUACAGGCGGGGAGCUCCAGUUAGUUACUCAAUUGCAUAAACAUAAUGGUCCAUAAGUAUGACAAGACAUCACACAUGACAAUAACAAAAUGAGUUUAUUGGCAAUGAAUAAAGAACACCUAUCUUUUUCGUUUAAUUCGAUAUAUUGUAUUUAGUGUUUGCCACGGAGCUCCAUAUGUCCAUGUGUGCUUAUAUUUCACUACAACUUUGGAAUAGAAGAUUGAAUUUACUUGUGAUUAUAAAUUGCCAUUAGGGGCUGUCCUACUUCCUGUUGAAAUCAGGCAACCUGCUGCAUAAUUUUGGCAAAUCGUAGUCAAUAGUUAUAUUUACAACUGGCAUUGUUGUUCCAAAUGGUUGGGGUUGUUUUUUCCCCGUAAGAAAAAGGGUUCCAAAUCGAAAUGAAACAAUCUUUAUUGCUUUCCUAUCCGGCACAUCUUGAGAGCAAAUCAAGUUUUUAUUUAAAUGGCUGUGAAAGUGCAUCCUGUAGCCAGCUCCAUAAAGGAAAUUUUUGUUUAGGUGAGCUGUUUUCAACUCACCACUGAGUCGUUGCGGCUUAAGGAAAUACUUGUCCUCUGGGAACGUAGGGAGUAUGGGGCUGUGACAAAUAUGCCUGACCUGACACAAGCCUGAGACUAGCCUGUAUAUCUGUAAAAGUAUGGCCUAAAACAGCAUGCUCCUGAAAGGAAAAUAUUGUUUAUUUGGUCUGUUUUCAGCUCACCAUUGCCUCGUUGAACUGUUUUCUACUGUAGGAGUAUACCCGUAGAAGCAUGAACUAAACUGUCCCUGGAGCAGAGAGUGCAUGGUUGCCGCCGCAAUCUGCAGAUGACCAAGAGAGGGAAGGUCGUGAACUGAAAAUUUGACACCUGCCGCCGAGGAUCAUAUGGCAGCGAGAAGUGGCACGGCAGUGGGGAACGCGUUGUUCUACAGGAGCACAGCGUGCGUGCUGUCUAAUAAACUCUGGAUGUUUGAUACAGUACAAGUAAUUAGGAUUUGCCGUCCCGUCGCGUCA